UCUCCUUUUUCUUUUUCUCGUGUUCGUUUCGGAGAUUUUCUCAUUUCAAUCCGUUUGCCAUUUUUUGGAAUUGGGCGCGAUUUCGAUUGAGUUUUCUUUCUUACGCUCGUCAAUUGCAAAGCAGGAACAGAAUUGUAACUCAGUUUUGAUGGUAAACUCUCAAAUGAUGAUUUAAAAUUAUCUCGUUUGGUUGGUGGGAAAAUUUGGAAAGAGAUAUUUCGGGAGCAUGAAUUUCUGGAUUAUUUCACAGAAGACGUUUUCUGACAAUCCAAACGAGAAAUUACUAGAAGGUCUGAUUGAUUAGUCAACCUUUACAGAGUACAAGUUUCUGGGAGUCACAGGAUAUGGGAUGCAUUUUUUCAACACCGAAGGAUACAGGAGGAAACAGGAGAAGACCAGGAAACAUUGGAGAUGUUUCUGUCUAUGUUCCUGGUCUAAGGAUUCCGAAACCUGUUGAUUUCUCUCAAUCACUUGGUGAUCGCUUAUCCAAGAGUUUAGUGGAACGCUUAUCUGCUUUAAGAACUCGUAUAGUAGUAAUGGCUGGCCAAGAGGGUCCGACAAUUACAAGAACGAGGAGAAAAACCCAACAUGGUGGUUCAACGUUAGCUGAUCUUCAGCAGGCUCUUGAAGAUUAUUUGCCUGUUCUUCUGGGGCUAGUGAAAGAUGGAAGCCAGCUACAGCACGAGGUACAGUUUGUAUGGAUAAAUCAGGAGGAUGAGGCAGAGGAAACAGCCAUAUCUAAUGCUUGGUAUGAGGUAUUGUCAGUUUUACAUUUGAUGGCAAUGCUGUCACUAUCACAGGCCAACUUAUUACUUCUUCCUAGAACAUCUGCUGAUGGUUAUCAGCCAAAAGUAUCAGAAGAGAACAGACGAGCAUCCAUUGAUAUUUUCUUGAAAGCGGCAGGAUACCUGGAUUGUGCUGUACGUCAUGUACUUCCACAGUUGCCUUCUGAACUAAGGAGAAACCUACCAGUAGACUUAGCAGAAGGAGUUCUUCGAGCGCUUUGCUUACAAGCAUUAGGACAGGGUGUUGAUAUUCAACUUGGAAUGGCAAUUGAUAGCACAAAAGCCACUCUUGCAGUGAAACGAAGGCUUGCAUGUGAGAUGGUCAAAUAUUGGCAGCAGGCUCAAGAUAACAUAAUGAACCUUCCAUUAUCAAAUGGUUGGGGAGAAAAGCAUCGUCUUUUUGUGAAGUGGAAAUACAUCGAAGCAAAGGCUGGAGCAUAUUAUUAUCAUGGAUUAAUCCUUGAUGAGGGAAACACAGAAAAAUCUCAUGGAAUGGCUGUAGCUGCUCUGCAAGCAGCAGAUGAGUAUUUCAAAGAAAGUAAAAGGGCAUGCGAAGCAUUUAAUGCAGCUCCUCCCUUGUCAAGAAAUCCGCCACUUUGGGGAACCAUGAAGUAUCUAUCUGAGAAAAUUCCAAAAGAUACUUCAAGCAAAGUACGGAUAAACCGGGACCUUUACUCUCAUGAAAAAAUCAUGGAGACAGCACCAACACUGCCCGACUUUGCGUUGGCCUUGAAACCGGAUGAGUACCAACUUCCUCCAGUAGACGCCUCUUGGAAUCAAGAGCAUACCAAGGGACAGACUGGCUUCAACCAGCUCAGGAAUGAUAAAAGAUGAGACAUACUUGAUACAUUUCGAGACUACAGAAUUACAAAGACCAAUCUAAAGUUUGGAUGGUCAUUCAAAGCAGGAUGAAAUGUUCAUCGACUCUCAGAAGGUUUCUGUUCCCUUUCGACCCUUUUUUUCUCCACUCUUUUCCUUAUAAUAAUUCAUUUUUUAGCUCUCUUCUUCCCUUUUUCCUUGAGAUUUUAUAAUGUACCUCUUAGCUUUGUAAAAGUUUCUGUUGUGUGUAAUUGUAAAUUGGCUUCUGUUGAUGGGGGAAAAACGAUUUCUUUGCCGAUUCUUAAUAAUGUGCAUUCAUUUUUGGUUUAUCAUUAAAAUAAAUACCGUAUUUCUUUUUUCAUGAA
This is a messenger RNA of Morus notabilis, 1969 nucleotides long. RefSeq lists its product as uncharacterized. The transcript has 13 exons. NCBI's taxonomy places the organism in Eukaryota, Viridiplantae, Streptophyta, Magnoliopsida, Rosales, Moraceae. Bases 345 to 1619 code for a protein of 424 amino acids. The record is from RefSeq and is a predicted model, not a curated record.